This is a messenger RNA of Habropoda laboriosa, 1290 nucleotides long. RefSeq lists its product as uncharacterized. The record is from RefSeq and is a predicted model, not a curated record. The transcript has 5 exons. Bases 93 to 1019 code for a protein of 308 amino acids. Lineage: Eukaryota; Metazoa; Arthropoda; Insecta; Hymenoptera; Apidae.
GAGAACUCGAAAACCAUCCAGAACAGAAGUUCCAGAAUGGACGUGCAGCAUCUUAACUUCGUCUAUUGUACAGUGCAACGAAACGACAUACGAUGUACGAUGCUGUUGUGAACGUGUUAGAAAUGCAAGCCUUCGCCAAGAUGUCCGAGAGAAGGAUCUCGUUAGGCAUCAAUGUCAGCAUAUUCGUGAUACUGACGAUCUUCGGUGUGUUACUCUCGCUACCGCUGCGAUUGCUAUUGACCACGCAUUACUACGAUCGAAACGGGACCGUCUGUGAGAACGACACGUUGGCAACGACGGAGAACGCGACCGUUCAAGCGGCGAUAGCGAUUCCGUUGGACUAUCGGAAGUUGAAACGUUGCCCGAAAUUCGGCUACCAGGACAGAUUGUUGUCGGUUUAUCGAUGCGACUACGACGGUAAUUGCACGUACACGAGCGUUUCUAAGCUCGACGGUAAGGAGAAGGAUAAAUUGGCGGGGAGUAAGAACGAAACGACGAACGAUCGGGGUAACGUAACGAAGAAGAUCGCUACGGAGGAGGCUUUUGGGGAGAACAUGACGGAAAACGUAGGAGAUAAUGGCAAAAAUCGUCGAACGAAAUCUGUUCCCGUCGCCGUACAUAUUCUCAUGACGAUGCUUCUCAUUUCAGCGAUUGCCGCAUUGGUUGAAGUGUUGCGAAUACGUUUCGCUAGAGACAAGGACUCGUCUAAGGCAGGUAGUGCCAGCUCAAGAAAAACGUCCACGGUGGAGCUUCCCGUACGGUGGCAGUUCCCACCGAGGCAGAGGUCUUUCGAAAUGCAAGGCAUGAAUCGAUCCGCUUUACGCCUAUUAGGUGCGAGACCACCGCCGCUUAUUCGUCGCUCUUCGUUCCCAACGCAACCGUCUAAGCAAAGCUCUGGCUCUAUUAGCGGUACGCCGAAUAAUCGGGUAUCCAGGCGCCGAUCGGCAGAGUCAGACGAGGAGGUCGGGGUUUUCGUUAGCGCUCUUCAUCACCGCACACGCCUCAUUCGACGACAUUAAAAGUUAAGAUCAGUCGAGUUCUUUGAAAAUUUAUUCGCGUUAAAACCAACAGGGUACACGUCUUAGACUGAAUGGUCUCACACAUCGCACAACAAUCACGUUCACGAAUUUCAAAUAGAAACAGAUUCUUAGUACUUCGUGAACCCACCACCCUACAGAACUUCCAAUGAUAUCGUUGUUUCUUCCAGCUCGUAUUUCGCAAUUUCUGACAAUUUAUCUGAAACAUUUCGCAUUAGCCAAAAAAAAAAAAAAAGAACACUUUUUAACACUU